Molecule: messenger RNA, 2144 nt
Organism: Rana temporaria (common frog)
Lineage: Eukaryota; Metazoa; Chordata; Amphibia; Anura; Ranidae
Gene: PKM
Product: pyruvate kinase M1/2
Exons: 11
Coding region: 116-1714 (532 amino acids)
Biological process (GO): glycolytic process; cellular response to insulin stimulus
Cellular component (GO): cytoplasm
Molecular function (GO): potassium ion binding; magnesium ion binding; pyruvate kinase activity
Source: RefSeq, a predicted model, not a curated record
CGGUGAAGCGGCUCUGCAGGGAUAACCUUGGUGCUGGGUAGCUGCCGGCUUAUUUCCCACUGACGCCUGAGAGGGAAAGGAGCGAGUUGUGAGGACACUCCCAGCACAGAUAACCAUGUCGAAGUCUCCUGUAUGUGAUGCCGGAAGCGCCUUCAUCCAGACACAGCAGCUGCAUGCAGCAAUGGCGGACACCUUCCUUGAACACAUGUGCCGCCUGGACAUCGACUCCGAACCCAUAGUGGCACGCAACACAGGCAUUAUCUGCACUAUUGGGCCAGCAUCCCGCUCAGUGGAAAUCCUAAAAGAGAUGAUAAAAUCUGGAAUGAACGUUGCUCGUAUGAACUUUUCCCAUGGGACCCACGAGUACCAUGCUGAAACCAUCAAAAAUGUCCGUGAAGCCACAGAAAGUGUUGCCUCUGACCCAAUCCUCUACAGACCCGUGGCUGUUGCAUUGGACACCAAGGGACCAGAAAUCCGCACAGGUCUUAUCAAAGGCAGUGGUACAGCUGAGGUGGAACUGAAAAAAGGUGCAACCCUGAAGGUGACCCUGGAUGAUUCUUUCCAGGAAAACUGUGACGACAAAGUUCUUUGGGUUGAUUACAAGAACCUUACCAAGGUGUUAGUGGCUGGAAACAAGAUCUAUGUAGAUGAUGGUCUCAUUUCUCUUCUGGUUAAAGAAGUUGGCUCAAACUACGUUAUCACAGAGGUGGAGAAUGGUGGAUCCCUGGGCAGCAAGAAGGGAGUAAACCUUCCAGGGGCUGCUGUAGACCUGCCUGCUGUGUCUACGAAAGACGUUCAGGAUCUUCAAUUUGGAGUAGCACAGGGAGUUGACAUGGUGUUUGCCUCCUUCAUUCGCAAGGCAGCUGAUGUGCAUGCUGUAAGAGAAGUUCUCGGGGAGAAAGGAAAGAAUAUCAAAAUUAUCAGCAAGAUUGAGAACCACGAAGGCGUGCGCAGAUUUGAUGAAAUUCUAGAAGCAAGUGAUGGUAUUAUGGUGGCCCGUGGUGACCUUGGUAUUGAAAUCCCAGCAGAAAAAGUUUUCCUUGCCCAAAAGAUGAUGAUUGGCCGUUGUAACCGUGCAGGGAAGCCUAUUAUAUGUGCAACACAGAUGUUGGAGAGCAUGAUCAAAAAGCCACGCCCAACCCGUGCUGAAGGCAGUGAUGUUGCCAAUGCAGUACUAGAUGGGGCAGAUUGUAUAAUGCUUUCUGGGGAGACUGCCAAGGGAGAUUACCCACUAGAGGCAGUACGCAUGCAGCAUGCUAUUGCUCUGGAGGCCGAGGCUGCUGUUUUCCACCGCCAACUCUUCGAGGAACUUUGCCGUCUCACGGUUAGCUCCAGGCAUCCUGCGGAAGCGAUGGCUGUAGGCGCAGUGGAGGCAUCUUUUAAAUGUUUAGCGCGGGCGCUAAUAGUUCUGACAGAGUCCGGCAGAUCUGCACACCUGGUAUCCAGGUAUAGGCCACGUGCUCCAAUCAUAGCCGUGACUCGUAAUGGACAGACAGCCCGUCAGGCACAUCUCUACCGUGGCAUCUUCCCUGUACUGUACAAAGAGCCAGUGCAUCAGGCCUGGGCAGAGGAUGUGGACCGCAGGGUGAACUUCGCCAUGGAUAUUGGUAAAGCCCGUGGUUUCUUCAAGACUGGCGAUUGUGUCAUCGUUCUUACUGGCUGGCAGCCAGGAUCCGGUUUCACCAACACUAUGCGUGUGGUACCAGUUCCUUAAACUUGAUCAUCUUCCUGCAGCUCUUGUUCACCCCACUCCUUUAUCUGCACUUAGAACGGUUUUGCCCUUUGCAUAAGCACACACUUGUGGAUACGCUUGUAAAUCACAUCUUCAAUGUGCGGGACAGAGGCGUUAAGUGUGUGUGUACGUACAUAGCACUGUUCUGCUGCUCAUCACACUCCCUCUAGUAUAGCCAUUAGUCUCCCAUAUGUGCUGCUUACGCCUUAGGGAAACAUUUUGGUGCUGCUGUAUGUGUUCACACUCCUCUCCUACUGUCCCUCAACAGUGUUCAGUAUGAGUAUCCUUUGUGUCUUCUCUGGGCAGCUGUGUAGCUUGUGGUUAGGGGAAGGUUCAUCUCCCGCUGUAUAAUCCACCUAUCAGCAUUGCAUUGUGCAGAGUUUAGUGUUUAAUAAAAUCAUGAUACUGAGCA